AUGGCUCUUGUGCGAGACCCAUAUUUCUGGAAACGGUUCUCAACUGCGGUCCACCAGGACGAAGAGUCCAGAGCAGUUGGCAAAGGAGUACACUCAAAACAAGAUGAGGUAUCAUGGCUUGACCGCGAACGACGAAAGAGCAAGCGUUCCAUCAUCUGGGGCUUCGUCAUUUUCUGUGGCGUAGUGCUCAUUAUCAUUGUCUGUGUGGUUCUAUGGUGGCUUGCCAAGAACAACUGGCUCAAACCCCGGCCGGGUACCACUUGA
Molecule: messenger RNA, 264 nt
Organism: Penicillium digitatum Pd1
Lineage: Eukaryota; Fungi; Ascomycota; Eurotiomycetes; Eurotiales; Aspergillaceae
Source: RefSeq, a predicted model, not a curated record